AGAGGGGAGAGCCUUGUGGCAGGCAUUCCCACCAGCAGCUGGUGCAAUGUUCCAAGGAUGAGGCGAUGAGGUCUUCCACCAGGGUGGAGGGUGAACCAUCUGGAUCGAUAAACUGGAACCAGGCAUCCUCAGCAGCCCUCAUGCUGUCAUCUGGCGUGGAGACGCAGCCACUGCCUCUCGAUUCCCCCAUGUCUGCGGGGGCCCAGGAGUUGUACACAGAACUUCCAGUAAGCAUCUCCCCAGAGCUUUCUGCAGAAUUCGAGCCAAGCGUUGUUCCAGAUGCAAAACCUGAAGUCUCGAGUUCCUUGGUGCGGACUUUGCCUUUAGAACCCCAGAGAACUCAUGUGGAAAAUUGCUCUCAAGACGCUGACCCCAUGGGUGAUGGGGAAGAGGCAAGGUGUUGUGGCCUGGCUGCAGGCUGCACAGCCAGAGACCCUGUGGCUUCAGGAGUCCUUGUGAAAGAGAGGGCAGAGCAGGAGGGAAGAGCUCUCAGAGUCCCCCAGGAGGGAUUGGCGGAAGGCCAGGGCGAACCUGCCCCAGCAGCUGCUGAAGGAGUGCGUGGCUUGUGCCAGGUGGUCCUUGGGGAGCAGCGGAAGCGAGAGCGGAGCCGGAGCCCCUCUGAUGAUGAGCCUCAGUGCACAGAAAAAGACAGAAAACCCUUUAGAAAUAUGUACAGUGAAAAACAUUUCUGCAUCAGCCAUGUCUUCCUCCGCUUCCCCUUCCUCCAAAAAAAGGGGGGAAAGAAGGAAAUAGAAGAAAACGUGCUUCAGCGUGCACUCUUAAAGAUGGCGGCCUCUCUAGCCGGAGCAGAGGGUUUGAGGAGUUGCUGGGUUCACCUCUUGAGCGAUGACCCUGAGCUCCCCUCACUGGCUGGUCCCCAUGACAGCCAUCAUCGGGGCCUAGAUCGGGAGCUUUUCUUAUACUCUGCUGGCAGAGACCCUCUGGUCCUGCGCUUCCUGCUAGUGAUCGGUCUAGGGAAGGGGGUCCCUGACGGACGUCUCCUCUGGGCAGUGCUGAUCAUUUGGCGAACCCACCUGGAGGAGGGGCACGGUCUCCCCAGCUUAUAUGGUGAAGGGGCGGAGUACCGCCUCCUUUCCCCCAGCUUUCAUUCAUGGCGUGGAGCCAGUUCUCUGCCUUUUCUGAAACCAUUUUCCUGGGCUCUCUUGGAAAUGCUUGACCGGCUAGUGUUUCCAUCCUGGUACCUGGUCACAUUUGUAAGUGAAGCUGAGGUCAAGAGCCAGAGGUGGUUCUCGGUGGAGGAUGAGUGGCUGCCCCCUUCCUGCACGGCCUGGCCCCCCCCCCGGCCAUCACCCUCUCGGUCACUUGCCUGGUGGUGUCCUCCUAGUCACAGCCACGUGGCAUCUGCAGGAGGUGGAAUUGUCAGAAGGAUAGAUUCCCACGGCAGUGAGCCAUCUGGGAUCACUGGAAGGAAGCUGAACUGGCCAACCUUUGUAAUAAUGAAGCAUCUGUAUAAUGAAGAAAACCAAGGAAACGUACAGGUUACAACAGAAACUCUGCCAAACCCUACUGAAGAAGGACAAGGUAUGAAGGUCCAUGGGACUAAGAUGAUUAGUAAUGCAGAGCACAGGAGUAACAAAGUGAGUAAAAGUCUCCCACCUGGGUGCAUCGACUGCCCAGAUGUAGACAGAAUCAUGACCAGUGGUGAGGUUUCAGAAACCAGCACCCUAGUGUCCCUAGAGCCUUUGACCUCUGUGGAGCCUGGAUUGACAAAAGCGCCUUCAACAGAAAAAGAAUGUGAGACAUCCAGUGCUCGUCCACUUUGGCCACCAUCACCAGAGGACAGUGCCAGCCUCCCAAUGUGUGGUGGAGACACACUAUCCAAAUUGAGCCUUGACAAUCACCAGCACAACUGUGGCUGUGACAUUGAAAGUCCCUCCAAGACCAGCAGUCCUCAGGCGAAGAGCAAGGAAAGCGGCAUGCUUCCUUUGGAAGCAGACCCCCAAGGGGCGUGUUUCCCUUUGAGCUUACCCUGUGUGGGGUCUGGAAGUAUCUCCCUUGAGGAAUGUGGCUCUGGAGAUGACCCGCAGGAGACGGGAAAACCCUUCUGUACUGGAGAGGUCCCGAGAGAAGAAGGCUCAGCUUCUAGAUGGGAAGGAGAAGGAAUCCAGAGUGUCAGGAGCAAAAGCAGCCGAGCGCUCGCUGUCGACGCCAAGCCAGGAGGAGAAGAGAGCAGCAUGCCUCCUUUGAACCGUGCCAGUGGCCAGAGAGGAUGUGCCUUUGAUAGCUGCUGCACACACAGCCCCAGUCAGGGGACUCAGGGUCCCCAGCAAGAGAACUCUUGUUCUCCUUCAGAAGAAGAUCCUACAAAAGGCCCUUCGGAAACACAAGAGAAUCUCAGAAAACAUGAAGGCAAGAGAGUAAGCUGCCCUUGUGAUACACACCAAGAUGAAGACUCCAUAAAGGAAAGUGACUCCUGGGUGAUGCGGACUGAAGAAUCAGAAAAGAUGGUCUCUGCGGAUGCAAGUGUGUCAGGCAGGAAUGUGGACGGUCAGAAUCCUGGUUCUUUGGUCAGCAGCCAGAGAGAGGCCGGGAGCUGCACUGAGAAGAGAGACCCCGCUGCUUGUUCUGUGCCAGAUGAACCACCCAUGCCUGUAAGUAAAGUCUCAGAGGUCAAAAGUGUUCUUCCUCAGCUACAGAGGGACCAAAAAUGGGACCUUGCUGACCAGCCUGAGGUAAAAAAAAUUAUAGGAGUCUCAAGUAGGGCUGUUACUCCAUUUGUAGAUGGACAGAGAAUUGCUUCAUAUCUUGCUGAGUCCCAUGAAGCCAAAAGGAAGCGUUUAUGUGUCUUAUCUGGAAAGAUGUCCUUCGAUGCUGGUGACCACAAGGGAGCAGCGGCUCCCCAAGAGUCGUCUCCAGGUGGUCGUGCAGAAGACGUCUGUAAGGGAACGAGUGAGGCUUCUCAGCAACAGGCCAGCUCUGUGUUGGAGGAUGGAGUCGGGGUCAUUGCCAACCAGCAAACCAUUCUGACCCAAAUGAAAAAAGGGAAGGAUGCCUUCCGCCCAGGUGCCACCACCUGCCAUGCCUCUUCCGAGAAUCACGUCAGUGCUAAAGCAGUAAGCUUCAAUAGGGUGCCAAAUGACACAGUCAUAGGAAAACUGGCAGUCAUGUCAGGCCUUGAAAAAGAAGUAGCAGAAUUAUCUGAAGAGGCUCCUGACUUAGAGCAUGAAAGUGCCCAGUCUCAGGGAUGUCACAGCUGCCACCAGAGAGUUGAGAAUGCCCCAGAAGGGGACAUGUACUCAGAGGGUGUUACCUACAAGUCCAUUGCAAUCUCCCCAGAAGCUGAGAAUCAGUCUGUGUUGACCUGUGAAGACAUGUUGGUGCCCAGUGAUCCUCCCUGUCCAGGAACAGGAAGUAGUCUGGUAGGAAGCAUCCUCAGUGUGAGACGUCCCUCGGGAAAUAAUGAACUUUCUAGAGAAGAAAUUGAAGAUAGUCUUCAAGAAGGCAAAAUCAAGAAUGAAGUGGCUUCAUGUUCAUUACUCAGCAGAGCCUUAACCAAAAGCACACUUGCCUUGAGCCAUGUUAAGCCUGGAAAUUUCAUAGCAAGAUCAGCUGGAAAGACAGGCUUAGAAGAAAAUAAACUAGGACCACACAGUAAGGAGACAUCGUUACCUUGCGACUCCCAUCUCUCUGGACAUACUGUUUUAGAAAGCAAGCUGUCCUCAAACAUUUCAAGUCCUACAGAGCCAAAGGACCUGUGUCUUACCACAGAGCGCUCCAGUGUUAGGAUUGCAAACCAAGCAGACGGGACAGAUCCAGGCCUUAAUUGUCAGAGUGACCUUAACAGACUGGUUGAAUGCUGGAGUGAAAGUGAAUCAUCCAAGAGUGACCAUCAUGGCCUGGGAAUCUUUGAGGUCCAACAUACGGAUCGUCAUAAGCGUGAAGAUGUUGCCAAACCUAACAGAGGGUUGAGCUCCAGUCACACAGAACUUCUAGUUAAAGACUUAAGCAACAUCCAGCCAUCUUGUAGUCUUCCAAAGAAAAAUAUCUUUAAAACUUCCCUAGCUAAUGAAGACUUUACUGUGUUGUGCAGAGCAGACCCAAUUCAGCUUGGUAAUAAGCUCGGAGAAAAGGUGUCGGAAAUGAAAGAAUCUGAUUCCACUGGUAGUUACAGAAGGCAAGAGGAGCCCUCCUGGCAUCAGCCAGACAGGCCUUUGAGAAGUAACCAGUCUCAGGGAGGAGGACUGAUUGACCAGGACUCUAUUUUACCGUGUGCUUCUGAUUCUUUUAAUAUGAGAUCUCUGAAAACUGUACCAUCUUGUAAAGGGACACCAUCAGUUGAACAGAGAGAUGAUGGUCUUCAUAACGAGGUAACCCAGGAAAGUAAGACGCAUGGGAUGGGAUCUGUUACCAAUCAUGAGCAAAAUACAGAGUUGUCAGAUACCAUGAAUGUAUUGUUAGGGAGUACUCAUCGUGGGAGAAUUGUUGAAGAAAUGCUUCCAGGAGAGACAGAAGAGACAGCUAGUGGGUUAAGGCCACAAAUGAAUUCUGCAUUUGAUGACGAAGAUUCCUUAGAAGUUUAUUACAGAGAGCCUGUGUUAGGAUCUGUCCAGGCAAUGCCUUUGCCUAUCUCUUCCCUAGGAAAUUCACCAACUGGUUCAGAUGGUCCUGUGGCUGAAAAAGCUGAAACAAAACAGCUUCCUGAAUCAGUAAAUGUCAGAGUGCUCCCUGAAUGUGUAAAGAGCAGCACCAUGAAGACCAAGGGGAAGAAAAGAGGAAUCCCUAACAUUGGUAGCAGAGGCAAAAGAGGCGCCCCAGGAAUGUUUCAGCUGGAGCUGGUCUCCAGUGUGGCACCUUCAUCUAAUGAACUGAAUCCAGGAAAUAACAUGGACAGAAGAGAGACUGGAGAAUACCGAGGAACACAAAACGAUUUGAAAGUCAGAGAGGAAUGUGAAGGCAAACCUUGGAGAGAAGAUGGUGGAGAUAAGAGUUCACACACUAAUGGGCCACAUUUUAAACGAAAGAGGGUAUGUGGAGAGACUGAAACACAGAAAGCCUCAAUUGUCCAGGGCUGCAGGUGUCUUAAAGGAGGGCAGGAGGGCAUGCAGCCAAAGAAAAGGGGAACCUUUUCCCAACGGGAAGAAUCACUGAAUGGCCAGCCUUUCAUUGGGCCAACAGUGAGCCCAUCGUCACAAGACUUGGCAAGUCAAAGCCGCCUUAAGGGACAUGCACAUAAGCGGAGCACUUUGAAGAAUAUCACAGGAGCCAAGGUGUACGAGGAUGAGCCUUUUCCUCAGUUUCUAAAGAUGGAUGGUUCAGAGGCGGGAAGACGAGCUCUUCAUUUAUGUCCCAACACUGAGUCACCUUUAGGUCCCCAUCUCAUCUCUGCCAUGAUGCCCCAAGGUAUCAGUGGUACUGGAUGUGAGAAAAUACACAAUACUUUUACGAUGACCCCAUAUCAAAGAAAAUCUCUUCCGCUCUUAAAAAAAGGGCUAAACAUCACUUAUCGUGAGCCCAUCAAAACUGGAAGAAAAAUGAAUGAUAUCCAAAAGUGGAUUCUUCUAAAGCAUGCUUCAGAAACCAUCUCGGUCAAAGAACACAAAGUCCUCAGCUGGUCCUCUGCUGCCCCUGCAUCCUUAGCUUCAGUGGCCAGUCACAUGCCCAAGCCGAAAGCCAUGAGACGCCUUCUGCUGAACAGCACAAGACUUCAGAAACCUACCAAAGAGUCGGCCUUGCUAAACAAGUUGUCUGUUCUGGCCAGGAAGCUGCUGGCCGUGUCCACAGCGACCCCAGAGUUAGGAUCUCAGCCAUGCUCUGCUGAACUUCUUCCGGUGGCUGAGACCUGCAAACGGCUCAGGUUUAAAAAGCUCCAGGGUGAAUCUCCUUACAGUAUGAUGCAGAUAAGCCUACACAUAGGUGAUGAUGGGUGCAACAAGACACCUGACAGUCAGACUUUGGCACUUUACCCCCUUGAAGCCCUCAGAGUGGGUUUCUCAGACUUGAUGAACAAAAUGCCGUCAUUGCAAUUCAAUGCCCAGAUCUUCCCAAUAUCCUUUCACAUAAACCUGGACUCAGAGCUCACAACUGAUUCCACAAGGAUUUUUUCUGAGCACUGCUCCCCUCCUGAGAAUGCCCCCGGAGGGGACCCCACGCACCCACCUCAGCCUCCGAAGUGGACCUUUUCCUUCCUUGUGUCCCAGGGCUCUUCAGGGACAGCCACGUUCAGGGAAGAAGAUGGGCUCUCCCGUGCUGCUCUGCAGACCCUCUCCCCCGAGCAAGCCCCUGGCAGCAAUGCUAUCGUGAAGGUCAGAGCUGGUUGCUCUGUCCUUGGCCUUCAUACAGUUUUAGCACUUUCUUCCCCUGGAUGUUAUAGGAUCUGGACGAGAAGAAGGAGCUUAUCCAGUCAUUUGCCUACCAUACAGAGGCUCUUCGUGACUCAGUUUACGCAGGGCUUCAAAGGGUUAAGGCCUUCAGCAUCUCUGUCCAACAGUCUCUUCCCUUCUCUGCCCUACUCAGUGGGCAGGGUGCUGUCCAUAUGGAGCCAGCAUGAUCCUUCUGCCCGCCCCUUCGAAAUCACUACUCUCCAUUCCAAACACAGCAAGUGGCCGCCAGCUCUGGGCAUCAGGAACAGCCAUGCCGUCUUACCGCACGUGCCUCUGUUGGGCGUGGAAGCCACCACUGGUAGGACCGGAGGCGGUCUAGUUAGGCUGGGAUCUCCCUUCUCUGCUUUGGUACCAAAGUCCCGCUUAGCCUUUGAACCAGUGGUCAGUGUGCUCCGACUUUCAGCCUCUGACUUCCAGCUUCCUGCUUUCAAAGAGCUUAGGAGAGUCCCCACAGUGUGCACCAGUCAGCACAGUAGUGCCACCCAGAAGGAGAUUGAGUCAGAGAAGCGACCAAAAAAAGUGUCACAGAUUCGAAUCCGGAAAACCAUUCCUAGGCCAGACCCCAACCUCACCCCCAUGGGACUGCCUCGACCCAAAAGGCUGAAGAAGAAGGAAUUCAGUUUGGAAGAAAUAUACACCAAUAAGAAUUACAAGUCCCCUCCCGCAUCCAGGUGUUUAGAGACCAUCUUUGAAGAGCCCAAAGAGAGAAAUGGGGCGCUCAUUUCCGUCAGCCAGCAGAAGAGAAAGCGGGUCCUGGAAUUCCAGGAUUUCACUGUCCCUCGGAAGAGGAGGAAUCGUGGUAAGAUCAAGGCAGUGGGCAGCUUUACCAGGGCAAAAAAGGCUGCCCUCCAAAGCCAAGAGCUGGAUGCCCUUUUGAUUCAGAAACUGAUGGACCUGGAGGCCUUCCUUGCCAAGGAGGGAGAAGAGGAGCCGACGUCAGGCUGCUGAGAAGUCAGCUCCGUGGAGGAAUUUGGGGGCCUUGUGUUGGUCCUUCUCUUGGACCUCCUUGACAGGGAUCUCAUGGCUUUUCCCAGUCGUCAAAACCACUCAGCCGGCAUGAGGGAUCCCUGGUUAACGAGGUGCAGACGUCUCUUGUGUGGUUGAGCAGCUUUCUGCUUUGCUGCUGAGUGUAGGGCCUCAGGAAGGCCUGCCUGCCCUCUCCUGCCACCUUGGGACCUCCCCAGGGCUAGGCAGCAGCCCUCCUUCUGUAAUAACACUAGGAUUCCCAGGACCCACCCACUCAUUUUGCACGUCCCUGUGGACUCUCCAUUGUUUACAGCGGUGCUAGUCACAGAAGCUAAAUUACCUUGUUCUUGGGAUCCCCCAGUUCACCGGAGGAGUUGGUGAAGGUUCGUCCUGAUUAUGUUCUUCAGUCCUGGGAAUGAGUCUGCUUAGAACUGGGUUCUGUGUGUGUGGCCUGCCUUUCCCCAGAAGCCCUGCCCCGCCCUACCUGCUGGUGGCCUUGGUCACUGGCACCAGAGGAGCCCAACAAGGCACCAUUCCAAGUCAGUUGCACUUUUCAAUGUUGUGGUGUUUCCUCUUUUUAUUAUUAUUAUUGUUGUCAUUGUUAUUAUUAUUAAUAAUAAUUAUUAUUAUUAUUGCUGCAUGUUGGGAGCCUUUAAAUGUGAUUUUUGUUUUUAUUUUUAUUUUUUAACAUGUGGAGGAGAAAGGCAAUUAUCUGUUUUAAGCAAAGUCUGUUCAAUAUGUGAUGUGUCUCUGACCCAGUCUCUCACAGGGCAGUGGGAAGCCAUAUCCCCUCUCACCCUCCAAGUGAAUGGACUUCAGGUCAAAGAGCAGGUUUUUCUCCAGGUAGCUUUUAAUAUACUAGGAUCAGGUGGGAUUUUACUUUGUUUUUACCGCCAAAAUGAUGGAGGCGAUGGCAGACUUAAUCCCUGGGGCUGCCUGGGUGGAAAAGCAUAUUACAAGCCAUGGGCCUCAGGGAAGCCAGCCCUCACUGGCCCCAGGCAAGGACGCCAGGCCUCUGGGUCACUGUGUUUGUGAACCAUACUUGAAGCUUUGCAGAGAGGCAGAGGGAUCUCUAGCUGUUGGCUCCUCCUUAGUGCCUAAGCGUUUAUUUGGUCAGAGGAAUUCCGACUUCUCCACUUAAUCCACUUGGCCCUCCUCCUUCCCUCUCCCCUCUGCAUUUCUCUUUCUCAUAAGCAGGUCUUCCUAUGAAACCAGUGUAGAGAGCUGGGGUUCUCAGCCAGUGAUGAGGUGCUCCCCCCCUGUCCUCCAGACUCCUAGCACCUCCUUCCCAUCUCUGCUGGGGUGCCAUGAGACCUGCACCCAGCAAGCCUCCAGGGGGCACACAAGACUCACCUGCAAGGUCUCACAUGCCCACGAGGGAUUAUCUUGUUAGGGUCGGGUAGGGAGGGAGUUUGCUUCUCUGCCUUCUCUCUGCAGGUCGGCUGUCUGUGCCAGUUUGGGAGAGUGCGGGCUUUUUCCCUUGGAAGCUCCUGGCCUGGACGUAGAGACCUAGGACGUCCGCUCCAGCCGAAUGGGACCAGACCCCCCCUAGUUGGACCAACUCCGUACCAUACAUGGCUGCACCACAGGCCCAGGCCUUUCUCUUGUGGACCAGCCAAAUUCUAGAGGCCUGUAUCAUCAGGACCUGCAUUUCUCCUUGAUCCCUCUGCUUAGGGUGGGGGUCUCUUGAUGCUAAGCUCCUCUCUCUGUGCACUACCUUUGAGGAGUAGCAUGUGCCCUUCACAGCCUCUUUUCAGGGAGCCCCCUUCCUAGCUGUCUUGUUCCAGUGGGACUGUGUUGUCAGAUGCGUUGGCGGUGUCUGAAGUUUGGAAGAUACCAAGGCCAUGGCACUCGGUGGACCAGAAGGCAGACACUGCGGCAGUGUCCGUAAUGAUGUAAUUAGAGAUGUCAUUCCAGCUUCAGCAUAGCCAGAAGUGGCACCCGUGAGGGCCGGGUGACCAGGGAUUGGGGCCGGUGAAGCUCUGGCAGCACUAUAGAGGGGGAAGGAUCCAGGGGCCCACUGCGUUGUGUACCCAGGCAGCCCUGGUCAUUUCUCAGUCGUCUGACUUUCCCCGUCUUCAGGGCUCCCCCUGCCUGGUCUCACACCCGCAGCUCUAAUGUCGAAAGGGGCUAGAAAAGGCUUCUACCUGGAGGCCUCUGCCACCACCUCGAAGUCUCUGGUCAGGCUUUGAAUCACUUACAGGAAGUUGAUGGAUCUGAGAUGCUAGCAGCGCCGUAGCCACACCUGUCUUCAGGUCUACAGGCUUUUUGGUGGCACCUCUAGCCCCUGGGGCCCACGCUGCCCAUACCAGGGACCAGGUUUUCUGCCCAGGUGGCCUAGAUCAACUCAGAGGGUUGAAUAUUUUCUGUGCAGGAUGGAGAAACCUCAGGUCUGAGCAGGGUUCUGCUGUCGCCUUUCAUAGCUGGCUUUCCCCUUCCUGCCACCUUCCUUUCCCCCUCCAUGCCAUCCCUUGCCCCUUUCCAGUCUCAUUUCUCUGUUGGUGUGAAAGUACCUCAUUUAAGCCAAUCAUGUCUGUGUUGUCUUACUGAGGGGGGUACAGUGAAGAGACAUGUAGCAUUUGCCUUACUUGGAGCCCAACGAGCUCAGAAACUCAUGCUGUGAAUCCCAAAACAUGAUGCCCUCCCCCCCCCAGCUGUGAAAAUCAUGACACUUGGUCACACUUUUGCCUCAAGGGCAUGCUGGAGCCGGAGCCAACUUAACUUAGAAGCAUUGGGACAUCCUUUCUCUGGGUCCCCCUUCCUCCUGCCAGGAUUGGCCUGUGUGCACCACCCACGGGAGCUGGGGUGCAGCCAGGUGUAGGUUGUAGGUGGGCUGUGGGGUGGCAGCUCUAGAGCCGCCCUGUCCUUCUCCAGGUGAAGAUUUGAUCUUCUUUCAUUAAACACUAUAUAUAUAUUAAGGUCAACCUUUAGGCAGUGAUGCUUUUCUCUUGUCACUUAGAGGCAGGGGAAAGAUAGGCAGUUGUUUUGUUUUGUUUUGUCUUUUUCCUUUAAUGCCUGUGGGAAAAUAUUUUUUAAGCUUUCUUCUGGUGUCUGUAAAUGGACCUCGGAUGUACCACGUUGUAGGUGGCUUUAUCCAAAGCAUUAUACAGAAUUGGCAGAAGUGUCCUUUCCUUUGUACCUUCUCAGGAAGGGACCCUCCUUGCCAAGAGAGCUGAACUCCUUCUGUCCAGUCACUGGACCCAACCCUGGAGAAGGCUUCAGCUGAAGGGAAUCAGAGUUUACUAUUCAUUGAGCCACAAACCCAGCCCCCAAGUGGUCUGGAUUUCCUGGUGGGUGGGGUGGGGUAGGGUGGGGUGGGAUCUGGUGGGGGAGAGGCGAUAGGCUGAUGGUCCAAAUUGUGGCUUAAGCAUUUUCACAAGCACCUUUGGUGCUGCAUUGGACUUCUGGGUGAUGUGUUUUCAGCACCUGUGUGCUGGACAGGGCCAGUAGCUGCCUGAAUAAAGUGUUUCUAUCUUAUGAGAAAUAGUUCAGUGAAAUUUGUACAUUUGUGGUAAUAUUGGCAUCAGUCAUGCCCCUUGCAGUUUCAUUUCUGUUUGGUAGUUUGUGACUCUAAAAUUCCCACUGUUAUAUGUGUUAAUUUAUAGAAAUAAAAAAAAUUUUUUUUUUUUUGAAAAAGUU
Phascolarctos cinereus (koala) is the source of this 10946-nucleotide messenger RNA. The record is from RefSeq and is a predicted model, not a curated record. NCBI's taxonomy places the organism in Eukaryota, Metazoa, Chordata, Mammalia, Diprotodontia, Phascolarctidae.